This is a messenger RNA of Sinocyclocheilus rhinocerous, 501 nucleotides long. Its product is annotated as YTH domain-containing family protein 1-like. Gene Ontology annotation, biological process: mRNA destabilization. The record is from RefSeq and is a predicted model, not a curated record. NCBI's taxonomy places the organism in Eukaryota, Metazoa, Chordata, Actinopteri, Cypriniformes, Cyprinidae. The annotation marks the transcript as partial. Gene Ontology annotation, cellular component: cytoplasm. The transcript has a single exon. Gene Ontology annotation, molecular function: N6-methyladenosine-containing RNA reader activity; mRNA binding.
AACCUGAAAAAUGGCCGGGUUUUCAUCAUUAAGAGCUACUCGGAGGACGACAUCCACCGCUCCAUCAAGUACUCCAUCUGGUGCAGCACGGAACAUGGUAACAAGCGGCUGGAUUCGGCCUUUCGCAUCAUCAACGGCAAGGGUCCUGUCUAUCUGCUGUUCAGCGUCAACGGCAGCGGACACUUCUGCGGCGUGGCAGAGAUGCGCUCACCUGUAGACUACGGCACCAGUGCCGGCGUUUGGGCACAGGACAAGUGGAAGGGCAAAUUCGAUGUGGACUGGCUGUUUGUUAAAGACGUGCCCAACAGCCAGCUCCGGCACAUCCGCCUAGAGAACAAUGACAACAAGCCCGUGACCAACUCCCGUGACACGCAGGAGGUGCCUCUGGAGAAGGCCAAGCAGGUGCUGAAGAUCAUCGCCACCUACAAACACACCACCUCCAUCUUCGAUGACUUCUCACACUACGAGAAACGGCAGGAGGAGGAAGAGGUGGUAAGAAAG